UUUCACCCCUAGGCUGACGGCCAUCACAAAGGCCCAUGUUCCACUUAGGUCCCGGCUAAGAUCCAGUUUGUAAGUUUAGUGGGACUAAAAUUGUUCAUAGUGCAUUUUACUAUACCCCUGCCAACAGGUGAAUAUCAAAUAUAAGGUCCUGACAGGAAACAUGCUGGAGAAAAUGGAAUGAUUCCGAUUGUCUUCAAAAGGAAUUGGAUCUGACCCAGUGAGGAUGGAGAUGGUGAGAAUGCAGAAAAAUGGCUCCCUCCUUCCUAGCAGGUUUACAAUGAAGGACCCAAUGCACCUGGCCACGACCAGUAUGAAUUGAAAGGCCCAAACUGGAUUCCUUCCAUCAGUGCCAGUUGUGCUAUUGAUGCCGCUCAGAAUCACCUUCACAUUCAUUCUCACUGCAACCACAAAAAAGUCAGUAAAAUGACACAAGGAAUGCAGUUGGCCCAUACAAUAUUAAGAUGAAAGAAAGAUGAAGAGUGCAACGUGCACGUCACACCCUCUGACGCUAAGAUUGGCCCAAUGAUCAAAGCCCCUGAGGAAAACAGCUCCAGCCAAAGGAGGACAUAGCAAGGCAAUCAAGUUUGUUUGGCAACUAAUUAGGACCUCCAUCACAAACAGCAUCGCAGAUCGUCCAGGCAGUCCUAGGAACUGUAUAAAAGUGCUCACAACUCAGGGCUCUUCUAAUCAUUUCUCCGGACUUCAUCUCCUCGGUGAGUUGGUUUACCUCCAUCCCAGAAAGAUGACUUGCUCCAGCCUGUGCUAUCCAGAAUGCGGAGUGGCCCGGCCCUGUCCGGUCACUGGUACCUGCAACGAGCCGUGCGUUAGGCAGUGCCAAGACUCUGAAGUGAUCAUCAGACCCUCACCAGUUGUCGUGACCCUCCCAGGACCCAUUCUCAGCAAUUUCCCUCAACACAGUGCAGUGGGAGCUGUAGGAGCACCUGUGGUCGGACCCGGUUACGGAGGCUCAUUCGGUUGGGGGGGAUUGCACGGCUAUGGAGGCCAUUACGGAGGAUUGUAUGGUUUAGGUGGAUACGGUGGAUAUGGUGGUUACGGCGGCCGUUAUGGUUAUGGGGGAUUAUGUGGUUAUGGGGGAUACUGCGGUUACCCAGGUGGUUAUGGUUAUGGGGGAUUAUGUGGUUAUGGGGGAUACUGUGGUUACCCAGGCUUCUGUGGUUACGGAGGAUUAUGGGGAUAUGGGGGAUAUGGCCGUAGGUAUCUCGGUGGAUACUGUGGGUCAUGCUAAACCCAGCAGGAACAUCCGUGGA
Messenger RNA from Mauremys mutica (yellowpond turtle), 1268 nucleotides. RefSeq names its product claw keratin-like. The record is from RefSeq and is a predicted model, not a curated record. Lineage: Eukaryota; Metazoa; Chordata; Testudines; Geoemydidae. Gene Ontology annotation, cellular component: intermediate filament. Gene Ontology annotation, molecular function: structural constituent of cytoskeleton. The transcript has 2 exons. The coding region runs from base 743 to 1246 and encodes 167 amino acids.